Molecule: messenger RNA, 1254 nt
Organism: Trypanosoma conorhini
Lineage: Eukaryota; Euglenozoa; Kinetoplastea; Trypanosomatida; Trypanosomatidae
Exons: 1
Coding region: 1-1254 (417 amino acids)
Biological process (GO): centrosome cycle; interkinetic nuclear migration; positive regulation of centriole elongation
Cellular component (GO): centriole; centrosome
Source: RefSeq, a predicted model, not a curated record
AUGAGCGAGUUGAGUGCGUCGGCGAGUGAGACGUACACUAGGUCGUCGCCUACGCCCACCCCCUCCAAGCCGGCGCCCUCUUCCGCGGUGGUAUCGGGCGGCACCCCAGCCACCUCCACAAGGCCAGCCCCGGCCGCUGCGACUGCGACUGCCACCACCGCGUCGGCUUCUGACCCCCGCGAGGAGCGGAGGGCGGCGGCGAUUGUUGCGGCCGACGUCCGCGGAACGGUGGAGUACCGUGCGGCGUGGGACGUGGAGCUAUGGAAGGCCAUUCAGGCCGCGCGGCUGCGGCGAGAGUUGGAGGAGCAGAAGAAGAAGGCUCUCGCAGCGCUGGCAAAGUUUGUCAAGUCGCGGGAGCAGCAGGCGACGGAUAGCUGCGAGCUGCGGGAGCGCGAGAUUGGGCGCAGAGAGCAGCGGCUGGUGGAGGAGGAGAAGCAGGUAGAGAAGCGAAAGUGGCGGCUGGCGGAGAUGGAGAAGGACCUGCGAAACGCCCGUCAGCAGCUGGCGGACGCGCGGCGGCGGGCGGAGGCCGAGGCGCAGGCGGAAGUGAGGCGGGCGAAGGAGGACGCCGCUCACGCGGUGGCGCUGCAGGAGCAGCGCAUACAGGCCUCCGAGGCGCAGACGAAGCGGGCGGAGGAGCGGCUGCAGCAGGCGCAGCGCGACUACUUGGCCCUCUCGGAGGAGUUUCACCGUUUCCGCACACGGGAGCUGGCGGGGCCGUCUGAGAAGGCGGCCAACAUCGAGGCCCGGCUGCGCACGGAGUUCGCGGUGGAGCAGCAGGCGUUGCAGGAUCGCCUUGAGCGGCGGCACACGGAGCGUGAGGAGCAGCUGACACGGCGUUGCCGUGAGCUUGAGGAGGAAAACAGGCGCCUAACGGCGUUGGCCACCAAACGCAAAGAACAAAUGCGACGCGGCGUUGAAGAAGUGGCGCGGCUCACGUCGUUGAACAGCACUUUAGAAGGCCAACUUCGACAGCAGUCGACGAGGGACGCCGCGGUGGAGGUCGCGGACUCCAGAAAAACAAAGAAACAAAAGGCCUUGGACGACGCGACUCCGCAGGCGCCAGCCGCUGAGGUCGUGCCGCUUGCAAAAGAAAUUGAGCGGCUGCGUUGCGAGCGGCGGGCGAUUCUGGAGGGCAGCGCGGGUGCGCUGGACGUUGACAGCGACGUGGUGCGCUGCCUGGACGCGAGGAUUAACGACAUGCUUGAGCGGCUGCACAGUCGGGGCAAACCGCUGCAGCCGGUGCGGGGCUGA